AUUGAGAUAUGGCAAACUUGGAAAAUGGCCAUUCGGAAUGCAACCGAUGGUGCAAUCGAACUUGUGGAGACUCCGCACAAGAGAACGGAGAUCAGAAGCGGAGAUCGGGAAUUGAUCUCCGUUUCCAGAUGGUUCAGCUGGGGGGCGCAAGGGAAUUUUGGUACUCGUACUACUACACCCGUCCUUGACGAAGCAUUGGAGCAUGAGCAGCGCAGUAGCGGGACCAUCGAAAAGGUUCUGCGCGCAUUGCUUGAAGGCAUCAUGGGCCUGUCGAGUGGCACAGAAUGCCGCUAGGAGAGCGUCCAUAGGCUCGACAUUGCAUCGAGCGAGCAGCGUGAUCUCGAACAUAGACAGAUAUCGGAUGUUCUCCACCUCUCAGGUCUUGGAAGCCAAGAAGCCCAAGUUGGAAGUUGCCAAGAUUGAUAUGGAGCAGUUUCCACCGGAGCGGAUACGGAACUUUUCGAUUAUUGCUCAUAUCGACCAUGGCAAGUCGACUCUAGCCGAUCGACUGCUCCAGAUGACGAAUACUUUACCGUCCGACUCGUCUCCUCAGUUUCUCGAUAAGCUGAAAGUCGAACGGGAGCGAGGAAUCACAGUCAAGGCUCAAACAGUGUCCAUCAUACAUACCCACACGGAUGGACAAAAGUAUUUGAUCAAUCUCAUUGACACUCCUGGUCAUGUCGACUUCAGCUAUGAAGUGUCUCGCAGUCUCGGCGCUUGUGAAGGAGGUCUCUUAUUGGUGGACUCGAGUCAAGGCAUACAAGCCCAGACUCUAUCCGUCUUUUACGUCGCCCUAGAAGCAGAUCUCACCAUUCUCGGAGUCAUCAACAAGAUAGAUCUGCCUCAUGCGGAUGCAGAAACGGUCUCUGAGACCAUGGAGACCACUCUGGGGAUAGAUAAAGCCGGUCACAUGCGGAUCAGCGCGAAAAGCGGUCUGGGAGUGGAUCAGGUCCUCAAUCAAGUAAUUGAAGGACUGCCUCCACCCCGAAAGCGAGAAGAGAACGACGGAAAGCUCAGAGGAUUGGUAUUUGAUACAUACUAUGACCACUUUCGAGGUGUCGUUGCUCUCAUACGAAUCAUGUCUGGCUCUGUUCGAGUUGGUGACAGGAUCAGGUUCCUCCAAGCCGACCGCAAAUACGAAGUCGCGGAAAUUGGGAUAAACAAUCCUGACGAGACGCCUGUGAAUGUCUUGCAGGAAGGUCAGGUCGGAUACCUGAUCUGCAGCAUGAAGAAUUCUGAAGAGGCACACAUAGGAGAUACUAUCUGCCACGAGUCGGCUUUGGUGGAGCCCUUACCUGGAUUCAAGCCUACAAAGUCGAUGGUCUUCGCUGGUGUUUUCCCGACAGACACGGCGGACUUUGACAAACUGGAAGAAGCGAUAGAGCGCUUGACACUCAACGAUCGAAGUGUCACCAUCGCCAAAGAAACCUCAGCAGCUCUGAUGCAAGGCUUUAGACUUGGUUUUCUAGGCACGCUCCACAUGGAUGUAUUCAAACAGCGACUCGAGGAUGAGUACUCCUCCGAGGUCAUCAUUACCGCACCUACUGUACCGUAUCGAGUAACGAAAGGAGGAGUCAGCAAGACCAUCUCGAAUCCUUGCGAAUUUCCCGAGCACACUGCCGGAUAUAUCGUCGAAGAGCCUAUGGUGCAUUCGACUAUCAUCGUCCCGACCGAUUACCUCGGGCCAUUGAUGGAUCUAUGCUCCAAGUACCGAUCUCGUCAACUCGAAUACAAGAUUCUCGAAACAAACCGUGCUAUUCUGCGUUACGCCUUUCCCCUCUCAGAAAUAGUGACAGACUUUUUCUCAGCUUUGAAGAGCACCAGUUCGGGAUUCGCUUCAUUCGAUUACGAGGAAGCCGGGUACGAGGAGAGCGACAUGAUCAAGGUGAACAUUUUGCUCAACGGACAUGCGGUGGACGCCUUGUCGAUGAUUGUUCACCAGUCGGCGGCUCAGCAUACCGGAAAAGAAUGGUGCACCAAGAUGAAGGAGGUCAUUCCGAGACAACAAUUCGAGCUGGCAAUUCAGGCAUCAGCAGGUGGUAAAAUCAUUGCCAGGGAGACAGUGAAAGCGGUUCGCAAAGAUGUCACAUCAGGAUUGUACGGAGGUCACUAUGAGCGUAAGAAGAAACAUCUCGUCAAGCAGAAAGAAGGCAAAAAGCGACUGAAACGAUUAGCUGGGAACAUCGAAGUCCCACAGUCUGCCUUCUUCUCGGUCUUAUCACGAUCUUACGCUACGACUGUGCCUACUCCAGGAUUGAGUCUGCGCGAUCAUCUUGCUCGGCAGUUGGGGAAGGAAGUCGUUGGGAACGAGGCACCAUCAUUGCAAUUACCCAAGAGUAUACCCCGCAUCCAACUGCCGGAAUUGACAGAUCGACCUUUAUCUUUACCCGUCGUUUCACCCUAUUUGCGAGCCACGCACCUCUCGAGUCUCUAUUCUCAGCUUAGUCCGAGUGCUCGUCCCCAACCUGGUCAGUUGAUGGAUACAUUCUCAACUCUUCAAGACUUUUCGUCCGAUACCCCUGUACUUACACACGACGAGAUCCUUGAAGUCAUGCAGAAGCUGUCCCAAUCCAUGAAACGCGAAGGGACGCCGACAUACGAGGCGAGGCAGAUGAUGAGGGUUGCUACGAGGGCACUGGAACGACUACAAGGCCAGAACGCUGUCGGUGAUCUCCUCAACAUCUCCACGGGUGUAGCGAUCUUUAAGCGCCCGCCACUCAAGGCAAUCAACCAGCUUGAACGGCAUCUGGAGAGAAUCAAGGACUCUCAAUCACCGGCGUUUCGAGAUGCUGUCCGCCUCUUGCUCAGGCUUUGCGCAAAACGACCCGAUGCAGAGCGAUUCCAGAAGUGGUGGUACAAGGCUCAAGACACCGGUCUAGAUGUCCAACUCUAUGGAUCUCGAUUGAUACUUCUUCAAAGCAUGGGAUCGACCCAGCGUAUCGAGGAACUUUUCGUACAAGGAAUGGAAGAUCUCCAAAACGUUGAGCGAAGCGGUAUCGAAUUCGCCAACAAAGCUCUCGGUGUUGCCACAGAAGACGGUAAUUGGCCAUUUGCCGCAAAGGUCUACCACCUUUUGACGGGACAACGUAUCGCGGAUGUCGACGAGACUUUCUCCCUGAAAGGUGUCAGAUCUAAGGGCGACCGGGUCACCUAUUCCACGAUGCUUGACGGACUCUGUCAUCAUGGUCUCCUCUCCGAGGCGUAUCAAGUGCUGCUGGAUAUGGACAAAGCGAAUCAUACCCCAUUUAUCACUGAAUACUCGUCCCUUUUUGUCGGCUUCUCACGCUACGGUGAGAUCAAAGAUCCAAAUCAUUCAACAGAGUCCCGGACGGCAUACAGUCUCUUUCCUCCUUUCGAGAUAUUUGAUGAUGGAUCAAGCAAGAAGAAGUCUAAUCGUAGGGAGCGGAAGCAACCAAGACGUUGGAACGGCGAGGCGUACGAGUCUGAUUGGAGCCGAUCUGCCCUGGACGAUGUGUUUGCGUCAUUGAUGGCCCUCAGACCCGGUAUGCGACGAGUGGAGGAUCUGGACAACCAAUCCCUCCGGCUCGAUCCGUAUCGCGCGCCGAAACCUCAGACUGCCAUCAAUGUUCUUCUGGCUUACGCUCGAGUGACUGGUUGCGACGUUCAAGUCUUGAACCAAGUCUGGGACAAGAUGGAUACUAAAUUUUCAGCUGGUGAAUGGACGGAAUGGAGAGUAUCGCAUGGUUCAAAAGACAGGUCUAUAUCGGGACCUACUCGGCACUUGAGCCAAGCGGGCGGUCAGCAUGACGAUCAAGAAGCGAACAAACACGGCGAUUGGGUAUUCUGGAAGACGAAUCAGCGAUUGACGCGUUUGGUUUUGGGUCUCAAGGGCAUAUUGGCUGGCGAGGACGUGUCGGAUCAGUCAUCAAAGAGGGAGACUAAGACAUCCCAACAUCGUCAACCGAAACAUCUUGGAAACACAGGGUUCUUUUCGAAUCUCAUCUCAGAGCACAUCAAUUUGCAUCGUUGAUCAAAAGGAUCGCAUUACUCAAUCGCAUACGUCUUGCAUGCAUCGCAUUUUAGUU
Molecule: messenger RNA, 4046 nt
Organism: Kockovaella imperatae
Lineage: Eukaryota; Fungi; Basidiomycota; Tremellomycetes; Tremellales; Cuniculitremaceae
Exons: 6
Coding region: 203-3991 (1262 amino acids)
Biological process (GO): positive regulation of translation
Cellular component (GO): mitochondrion
Molecular function (GO): GTPase activity; protein binding; GTP binding
Source: RefSeq, a predicted model, not a curated record